Messenger RNA from Lodderomyces beijingensis, 567 nucleotides. Lineage: Eukaryota; Fungi; Ascomycota; Pichiomycetes; Serinales; Debaryomycetaceae. The record is from the annotation of a GenBank genome assembly.
AUGCAACUUAAAAGUAUCUUGAAAUUUUCCUUGUCUGCCUUGGUCGCUGAAGCUGCUUUAAUCAGCAGAAGUGCUAUUGCACCUAACCAGAAAAGAGCUGUUGAGGCUCAGAAGGAGGUUGUCGCUGAAAAGAGAUUAGAUGUUGAUCUCGCUACUAAGAUCGGUCUUCAGGUUGCUGACUUGUUAGGUCUUGAUAUUGGUGCUGAUGUUGGCAUCGAAGCUAAAAAGAGGGACACCGUGGGUCUCGACGUUGCUGCUGACAUCUUGCACUUGAUCGACUUGGGCCUUGGCUUGAAUGCCACCGUUGAUCUCAAGAGAGAGGAUGUUCGUGAAGCCAUCGAAGCUAAAAAGAGAGACACUGUGGGUCUCGAUGUCGCUGCUGACAUCUUGCACUUGAUCGACUUGGGCCUUGGCUUGAAUGCUACCGUUGACCUCAAGAGAGAGGACAAGUUCGAAACCAUUGAUGCUGAAAAGAGAUUGGACGUGGACCUUGCUACUAAGAUCGGUCUCCAAGUUGCAGACUUGUUAGGACUCGGCGUUGGUCUUGAUGUAGGUGUUGAUGCUUAA